GCUCGACAGCCAAGUUUCAAGAAGCUAAUUACAGAAACUCCCUUCGCAGUUGUUAGAGGCAAGGGGGCACUGCAAAACGAUGGCAUCGUUUUCUCAUGAUAAUUCCAUUACGUGCAAGUGUUCAUCGGCGCUCGGGGUCUCCUAUAUAAGUGAGAAGAUUGCUCACUUCCCCACUUCGGCAGUGGAGAACCUACAACAAUGCACUUCCUGCAGUUGCUCGCCGGCUUGCUGGUGCUUCACCAGAUCAGUGCCUCAGCAUUGAGGCUGACUGGGAUGAAGACAUCGGCCCAAAUGAAGGGCGCCCCAGCUGACAUGAAAAUGAAGGCUGAUAUGAAAAUGAAGUCUGAUGUUGACAUGAAAAUGAAGUCUGACGCCGAUAUGAAGAUGAAAAUGAAGAGUGCACCUGCCGACAUGAAAAUGAAGAUGAAGAGUGCCCCAGCUGACAUGAAAAUGAAGGCCGAUGCCGAUAUGAAGAUGAAAAUGAAGAGUGCCCCAGCUGACAUGAAAAUGAAAAUGAAGAGUGCCCCAGCUGACAUGAAAAUGAAGUCCGACGCUGACAUGAAAAUGAAGGCCGAUGCCGAUAUGAAGAUGAAAAUGAAGAGUGUCCCAGCUGACAUGAAAAUGAAAAUGAAGAGUGCCCCAGCUGACAUGAAAAUGAAGUCCGACGCUGACAUGAAAAUGAAGGCCGAUGCCGAUAUGAAGAUGAAAAUGAAGAGUGUCCCAGCUGACAUGAAAAUGAAGAUGAAGAGUGCCCCAGCUGACAUAAAAAUGAAGUCCGACGCUGACAUGAAAAUGAAGGCCGAUGUCGAUAUGAAGAUGAAAAUGAAGAGUGUCCCAGCUGAGAUGAAAAUGAAGAUGAAGAGUGCUCCAGCUGACAUGAAAAUGAAGAUGAAGAGUGCCCCAGCUGACAUAACAAUGAAGGCCGAUGCCGAUAUGAAGAUGAAAAUGAAAAGUGCACCUGCCGACAUGAAAAUGAAAAUGAAGAGUGCUCCAGCUGACAUGAAAAUGAAGGCCGACGCCGAUAUGAAGAUGAGGUCCGAUGCUGAUAUGAAGAUGAAGAUGAAAAUGAAAGAAUCACCAGCUGAGAUGAAAAUGUAUGGCGCAGGAGCUGCAUAAACGAUUGGAAUUUGGAAUGCAACCAGACUUAUAAACGGAUACCUAGUUGAUUUCGGUUUUGUAACUGCUUUUGGGUGCUCGGUCUUUGGUAAUGGAUAG
Messenger RNA from Amphibalanus amphitrite, 1215 nucleotides. RefSeq lists its product as uncharacterized. The record is from RefSeq and is a predicted model, not a curated record. The transcript is spliced from 2 exons. Lineage: Eukaryota; Metazoa; Arthropoda; Thecostraca; Balanomorpha; Balanidae. Bases 199 to 1116 code for a protein of 305 amino acids.